Messenger RNA from Malurus melanocephalus (red-backed fairy wren), 2909 nucleotides. RefSeq names its product nyctalopin (gene NYX). Bases 345 to 1841 code for a protein of 498 amino acids. The transcript has 2 exons. NCBI's taxonomy places the organism in Eukaryota, Metazoa, Chordata, Aves, Passeriformes, Maluridae. The record is from RefSeq and is a predicted model, not a curated record. Gene Ontology annotation, molecular function: protein binding. Gene Ontology annotation, cellular component: extracellular matrix.
UGUUGGGAAUUUUGGUUUCCACUAUUUGAUGUUAAGCUGGUUACACUCCUCUGUACUAGCACCUGUUUCCUGGGGUGACAGCCAAUCUCUUACUGCUGGUGAUCCUUUCCCACCUCAGAUGACAGGAACCUGCCCUCAGCACGGCUGGGGGGAAGGAUGCGGAUGAGCUCCUGAAAAGCAGUGGCACAAAGCUGCAGGAUUYCCUGAGAAGGUCAGUGGUGGAAGAAAGAUACUCACCAGAAAGGUGCUGGGGACUUCUUCAGUUUGAAAGUGCGAGAGAAGAGCGUUUUCCUUCAUCUUCCUUUCUAAACUUAGAUCUUUUUAUGGAAAAAUGAUGCAGGGAAAUGAYAGAGGAUGAAACCUGUCCCUGUUCUUCCUGUGUGCUUUUAGAUCCCUCAAGUUUGCUUGCCAGACCUGAAAUGCCACUAGAGAAUAAUCAAGUGCUACUUUGGGUCCCGCAGGUCCAUGGGGUGUGGGCCUGUGUGCGCUCCUGCCCUCCCAGCUGCGUGUGCACCCCGGAGCGGAGCUGCUCCGUGCUCUGUGACCGCGCCGGCCUGGGGCAGAUCCCCAGCGAGUUCCCCUGCGAAGCCUCCUCCAUCAACCUGGACAAAAACAGCAUCAAGUUCCUGUCYGAGAGGGCCUUCGGGACGCUGCCUUCCCUCAGGUCCCUGUCUCUCAACCACAACAACAUCUCCUUCAUCACGCCGGGGGCGUUCAAGGGGCUGCCCAGCCUGACRGAGCUGAGGAUGGCCCACAACGAGUACAUCCGCUAUCUCCACACGCGGACCUUCACCGCGCUCCGGCGCCUCGUGAGGCUGGACCUGGCCGACUGCAACCUCUUCAACAUCCCAGACAGGAUCUUCAUCGAGCUGCCUGCUCUGCAGGAGCUAUUCUGCUUCCAGAACAACUUCAGGAGGAUCCCAGGCGCCAUCAGGGGCAUGGAGAACUUGACCCACGUGUAYCUGGAGAGGAACAGGAUCGAAGCGGUGGCCUAUAACUCCCUGCAGGGCCUGACCAAGCUGAAAUACCUGAACCUGCAGGAUAACAAGAUAAACGUCAUCCAUGAGCGAGCUUUUCAGGGCUGYCAGAGGAUGGAGUACCUGUACCUGAAUGACAAUUUGAUCAGCGAGCUUCCAGAAAACUCCUUUGAUGGCUUGAGGCGCCUGAAGAUGCUCAACCUGGGGGGGAAUUWUCUCAGGAACAUUUCCAACACCUGGUUCAGGGACUUGGGGGAGCUGGAGAUCCUUUACCUGGACCGCAACAGGAUCAGCUACAUCGAGGAAGGGGCUUUCGAGAACCUCACCAGCCUGGUGGCGCUGCACCUGAACAGCAACAACCUGACGACGCUGCCCUUCUCCGUGUUCGAGCCCGUGUACUUCCUGGGGCGGCUGUACCUCUUCCGCAACCCCUGGGAGUGCGACUGCCGCAUCGAGUGGCUCAAGGAGUGGAUGGAGAACUACAGGCUCGUCAGGGACAUUCCGUGUGCCUCCCCCUCCUCAGUGGCUGGCAUUGACCUGACGGAUGUGCUCUACGAGAGGUCUCCYGAAGGUUACUGCCUCGACCCCGUGGAGCUGAACAUCACGUCCGAGGGGCCCACCCCGAGCCAGGAGCCUUGGUCAACCACAGAGAGCAAGUUCAACAGCCUUAUCUCCAAACUCUUGCUCCAGAUGGGCCUUCCCGAAGAGGUGGCAAACGCCACUGAGGUGUACAGCAACACCACGCAGCUGGAUGGACAGACUGAAGGGGUUUCUUCAGGCAUGGGGAAAGACAGAACCGAGGCCGGCUCCUCUUCUUUGUAUCUCCCAGCACUUUUUAUAGUGAUUGUUCUGCUGUGCAAAUAGUCCAAGGGCUAUGUGGAGCAGGGGCUCUGCCUAAGCAUUUAGUCCCUGCACAUACUAAGUCAUUAGAGAAAAGUUUUUAUUACGGGCCUCUGAUACAGAAUGGGCUCCAAACCCUUCCAGGUUGUGUUUGUUGGAUCUGGCUCCAGAUUCUCCUGGGAGCUGGUGGGAUCUGGGUCCCACCCUGGGUGAUAAACCUGCCCUGUGGGUGUCUCAGAGCCUCCUGGAUACUCACAGGAAGAUGAGUAGCACUAGGGUUGAAAUUUGCCUAGAGAUGUGUGUUCCCUGCUGGAAACUGUACGAAGAGGGAUCUGUCUCUGUGGUGUUUAUUCCAUUGGCCAGCUCCAGGUGACUUGACUUCAUGAGAGCAAGAGAGGCAGCAAAACCAGACCCUCUUCGUGUCCUGACAGACACUUUGUCCUGACAAACACCAUGGCAGGUGCUGCUGAACAGUGGGAAACUCUUCCUGAUUUCCCCCAGCGGUACAGGAGGGAGCAGUCCUGGGCAGCAUCCAGGGAUGCAGCACUGGGCCUCAUGAAAAAGGGGAAAACAUCWGGGGAGGGCACCUGCCCCAGGCAGGUCUGGGCACAGCCACAGACAGGAUUUUGAUCCUUUCUCCCACCCGUUAUCCUGGCACCGGUGCAGGAGAACCAGAUGGACCCRUGUUUGUCAGAACAUUCUUCUCUGAGGCAAAGCUACUUAAACUGAAAAAACUACUUAUUCACAUAAGUUCAAUGUGUUUAAUUUUUCAAUUAAUAUACUGUUUCAAUGAAUACAUUGUUUUUAUUUUUAGAAUAUUUCCUGGCCUGACAGCAAGGGCAGAGYAUGGUGAUGACAAAUGCAACCAGGCCCUAUGAAAUGUUUUGUAUUUUCACCACAAAUGUGUACCAUGUAGUGUGUCAUACUUUGCCAUACAGAUAAUUUUCUUUUAUAUGGCAUCUUAAGUGUUUUACUUUUGAAAUCUUCAAUGAAAGCUGCUAAUAUGACCAGGAAGAAUGAUGUUUUAUGUGUCAAAGCAUAUUAAUAAAAUAAUUUGAUAUUUUACUCACAAAAAUAAAUUAAUUGCUCAAA